Messenger RNA from Podarcis lilfordi (Lilford's wall lizard), 318 nucleotides. The record is from the annotation of a GenBank genome assembly. Lineage: Eukaryota; Metazoa; Chordata; Lepidosauria; Squamata; Lacertidae.
AUGUUUCCGCCGAAGAAAGAGGAGGAGGAGGAGGAGAGGGUGAGUGACGUCAGGCACUACCAACGAGUCCCCAUAGCCUACCGCACCGCGAGCGGAAGGAGCGUAGCCGCAGUAAAGCGGAGACUUACCCAGGAACCACCGAGCGACAAGCGUCAGAGGACAGAGUGUCGACCGCUCUGGUUUGGUUUUCGGCGGCUGCUGUUCUCUGUGUUUCCGCAGCGGCCCCUGGCGGACGGAGGUCGCGAGGGUGGCGCCUCGGUACCCCGCUGCCUCCGCCUCCUCCCGCUUGGCUGCCAUGGCAACCGCAUCCUCGCCUAA